AUGAAGCACCUCGCCGCUUACCUCCUCCUCGGCCUUGCCGGCAACACCUCCCCCUCUGCUGAGGACAUCAAGGCCGUCCUCUCCUCCGUUGGCAUUGAUGCCGAUGAGGAGCGCCUCACCAAGCUCAUUGCUGAGCUCGAGGGCAAGGACCUCCAGCAGCUGAUCGCUGAGGGUGCUACCAAGCUCGCCUCCGUUCCCUCCGGUGGUGCUGGUGCCCCCGCUGCCGCUGGCGCCGCUGCCGGCGGUGCUGCCGCUGCUGAGGAGAAGGUUGAGGAGAAGGAGGAGGAGAAGGAGGAGUCCGAUGAGGACAUGGGCUUCGGUCUCUUCGACUAA
Messenger RNA from Penicilliopsis zonata CBS 506.65, 333 nucleotides. RefSeq lists its product as hypothetical. Gene Ontology annotation, molecular function: structural constituent of ribosome. Bases 1 to 333 code for a protein of 110 amino acids. Gene Ontology annotation, cellular component: cytosolic large ribosomal subunit; ribosome. Gene Ontology annotation, biological process: cytoplasmic translational elongation. The record is from RefSeq and is a predicted model, not a curated record. Lineage: Eukaryota; Fungi; Ascomycota; Eurotiomycetes; Eurotiales; Aspergillaceae. The transcript is spliced from 2 exons.